GAGCGAACCCGUUCACCACCCAUCUAGGGGUCGCUGAUACCCAUUAUGUAAGCUACUGUGGAUCGUCAGACUCCAAGUCCGUUGCGUUAUUGACGGCACUUUCUUCUUCACUAACCACGAUGAGCUCGACAAUGGACUCGACGUCAGACCCACUACUGGCCCUACGCCAUGCGAUUAAAACCAAAUCUCCAAUAACGUAUGUCGCAAAUUCUGAGCCUACAACUUCCCUUCUCGCUUCAUCCCACAUCGUACUCUCCCCAACUCUCUCGCUUCCAAAAUCAACUCCAACGCGCUAUUCAAAACCUGGGACUUCUGCAUCUUCACCGUCCGACUUCUUUACCCUCGAAGCCGUGUAUUUAGCAUGGCUCCUCCGCGAUGCGCCUGUUGGAGAGUAUAUGAAACAGGCUCGAGAGAAUGGUCUUGCAGUGGGUUUCGUGAGCGUUACGGAGAGGAAGAGCAUUGUUGAAUGGCUGGAAGGCAAGGUAAAUGACUUGAAAAGAAUAGUGUCACUUGCAGCACCAGAGUCGACAACUCCUCCAGGCACACCUACCCACCCCGGUGCAUCCACUUUACCUUUAAUUACCCCGAAGCGCGCAGCACAUGCUGCAGACACCACCACCACUCCCUCAAAGCGACGUUACGUUGCCGAUCAACAAGAUGUUGAAGUUGUAAAACGGAUCAAGCAGAACGAAAUUGAAUUGCGGGACAGGAACACUGUACUACGAGGAACGAAACCGAACAAUUUCUCUGCCUUACGAGUUAUAUACUCUGAAAAAUUGAAGAAGCUCAAGGAUUCAAAAUCUGGGGCUGCUCCAGCUCCUGUGCCAUCUGCUGGCCUUGCCAUGCAAGUCCGCAAAGCUAAAAACAUGUACCCGAUCAUCAUGAUUUCCUCUUCUCCAACUGCCCUUAUAACUAUGCACAAUGUCAAGCGUUUCUUGCAAGAAUCUCUUUUUGAGUCUUCUACAUCGGCACGCGACCGUGCUGCAGCUGCUGGCAACUCCCGCGCUGAGGAUGUCAUUCACAUAGACAGGCGACGUGUACCGCCUUCCUCAUCCUCACAGCCCACCUCUUCGUCUCGCGGGGAGAUCCAACGGUACUUUGUAGUUGAUAGCACUGACGCGUUGCAGAAAUUUGGUGCAGACGCAUGGGAACGUGUUGUCUGUGUGAUGACCACCGGCCAAGCUUGGCAGUUCCGUCCAUAUCGGUGGAAUGAACCCCGAGCUCUGUUCCAUCACGUUAAAGGCGUGUAUGUUUCGUGGGCUAAUGACCCGCCAAACACAAAGAUCAAGGACUGGAAUGUUACUGAACUGAAGAUUGAUCCUCACAGACGACACAUUGACAAGUCUGUGGUGGCGCAUUUUUGGCAGCUCAUUGAUGACUGGACGAUCAUCAAUAAACCGUGGUUGAUCAAGUCAUGAUGUUUUGCUUUCGAUCCGUUUGUCGGUGGCAGCGAGCCAUUGAAAGGAGGGUCUGCUUUCGUUCUCAGUUUUGCGCUAUUUUGUGCCUCCAUCUACCGGAGACGCCCACUUAUGUAUCGGAAUCAUAUUUCUUGUACUCGACGUGACGUGUAAGGGCAAAGCUCAGCAUAUCAUCGGGGACAGGUAAAUCGCGG
This is a messenger RNA of Suillus paluster, 1612 nucleotides long. Its product is annotated as RNA pol II accessory factor, Cdc73 family-domain-containing protein. Gene Ontology annotation, biological process: positive regulation of transcription elongation by RNA polymerase II; transcription elongation by RNA polymerase II. The transcript is spliced from 7 exons. NCBI's taxonomy places the organism in Eukaryota, Fungi, Basidiomycota, Agaricomycetes, Boletales, Suillaceae. The record is from RefSeq and is a predicted model, not a curated record. Gene Ontology annotation, molecular function: RNA polymerase II complex binding. Gene Ontology annotation, cellular component: Cdc73/Paf1 complex. The coding region runs from base 120 to 1418 and encodes 432 amino acids.